Molecule: messenger RNA, 762 nt
Organism: Cricetulus griseus (Chinese hamster)
Lineage: Eukaryota; Metazoa; Chordata; Mammalia; Rodentia; Cricetidae
Source: RefSeq, a predicted model, not a curated record
AUGAAUGGCCCUAAAACGCGCUACCUGCUCAAGACGAGAUUCAGACCUCUGAACACCGAUGGCGUCCCCAGCCCAGUGCGUCCGGAGCUGCCAGGCUGGGAGCUGGUGCAGGCCUGCCGCCUGGUGUGCCUGCGCUGGAAGGAGCUGGUGGACGGCGCCCCACUGUGGCUGCUCAAGUGCCAGCAGGAGGGGCUGGUGCCCGAGGGCUGCAACGAUGACGAGCGGGACCACUGGCAACAGUUCUACUUCCUGAGCAAGAGGAGGCGCAACCUGCUGCGUAACCCGUGCGGGGAAGAGGACUUGGAGGGCUGGUGCGACGUGGAGCACGGCGGGGACGGCUGGAGGGUGGAGGAGCUGCCCGGAGACAGUGGGGUGGAAUUUACCCAAGACGACAGCGUUAAGAAGUACUUCGCCUCCUCCUUCGAGUGGUGUCGCAAAGCGCAGGUCGUUGAUCUGCAGGCCGAGGGCUAUUGGGAGGAGCUGCUGGACACCACCCAACCCGCCAUCGUGGUGAAGGACUGGUACUCGGGCCGCACGGACGCCGGCAGCCUGUACGAGCUCACCGUGAGGCUGCUGUCGGAGCACGAAGAUGUGCUGGCGGAGUUCAACACCGGGCAGGUGGCAGUGCCGGAGGACGGCGGCUGGAUGGAGGUCUCCCACACUUUCACCGACUACGGGCCAGGCGUCCGCUUCGUCCGCUUCGAGCACGGAGGGCAGGACUCGGUCUACUGGAAGGGCUGGUUCGGGGCCCGGGGAGAAUAA